Messenger RNA from Dalotia coriaria, 574 nucleotides. RefSeq names its product signal recognition particle 9 (gene Srp9). Gene Ontology annotation, molecular function: 7S RNA binding. The transcript has 2 exons. The record is from RefSeq and is a predicted model, not a curated record. NCBI's taxonomy places the organism in Eukaryota, Metazoa, Arthropoda, Insecta, Coleoptera, Staphylinidae. Gene Ontology annotation, cellular component: signal recognition particle, endoplasmic reticulum targeting. Gene Ontology annotation, biological process: SRP-dependent cotranslational protein targeting to membrane; negative regulation of translational elongation. The coding region runs from base 155 to 391 and encodes 78 amino acids.
CGAGUUGUGAACCUUCGUUCACAGUUGGCAACUCGUGUGUCAAACGUGGCGUGUAGGUUAAGUUUAUGUUCACAAGAAAGUUUCCUUGUGGUAUUCGAUUUGUUUGGCUCAAUCUCAGUUUACCUAAUUAAUUAGUUGACAAUAUAAUUUAAAAAUGACUUACAUAAAAACGUGGGAGGACUUUGAAAAGGCAGGAGAACGUUUAUACCUUCAGGAACCGACUAAAGUGCGAUAUACAAUGAAGUACACUCAUUCAAAGAACCAGCUUAUACUGAAGAUGACUGAUGAUGUUGUAUGUUUACAAUUUAAAACAGAGAUUGCUCAGGAUGUUAGGAAAAUUGACAAAUUCAUUAAUAAUUUGAUGCGACAUAUGGCUUCCAAGGAACACUAGUUAUAUUUAUAUGAUAUUAUAUUAAUACUCCAAUAAAUUAUAUUGGAAGUUUUGUAUGUACUGCCAUAUGAAGAAGAGGCAUGGCACUAUGUGGUGAAUUGUGUGCAUAAUAUUAUUUGUAUGGAUGAUAUUUUGGUUACAAAUUUUUCAUUGUAUUUAAAUAAUAAAUUUAAGUUUCCCCAG